AUGGCUUUUAAAUUUAUCGCAUCCAUUCUGGUGCUGUCGGUUCUGUUCGAAUGGAAGGUGGAGGCUAACGGCCACGCGCAUUCCUUCCAACAUUUCCACGGACCCGUGGUAGGCCAUGCUCGCGAGGUGACUUGGGAUGACAAGCACGGCCAUCAUGAUCACGACUACGUGGCACAUCCGCACUACGAGUUCUCUUAUGGCGUGGAAGAUCACCACACCGGGGACUAUCACGGGCAAAAGGAGCACAGAGACGGUAAAGAAGUGGUCGGUGAAUACACGAUAAAAGAGCCCGGUGGUAACGUUAGAACGGUGAAAUAUCGCGCAGGGAAGGACGGAUUUUUCGCUCACGUUCUCAACAGCGAUGGCAACGACCACAGCGGAGGACAUCACCAUUAA
Eufriesea mexicana is the source of this 396-nucleotide messenger RNA. Its product is annotated as cuticle protein 7. Bases 1 to 396 code for a protein of 131 amino acids. The transcript is spliced from 3 exons. NCBI's taxonomy places the organism in Eukaryota, Metazoa, Arthropoda, Insecta, Hymenoptera, Apidae. Gene Ontology annotation, cellular component: extracellular matrix. The record is from RefSeq and is a predicted model, not a curated record.